AUGGAGCGAUUGGCGGCAGCUCUGGGCCGCCUGGCGUGGAGCUCCGGCCCGCCGCUGCCGCUCGACCUUAUCGUGGCCAAAUGCCGCUUGCCCGCCCUCGUGCGCCCCGGCCCGGGGGAGUAUGUAGAGGGGGUCAGUGACCAAGAUGUGCUUCUCAUCCACUCCUGUCGUCAGUGGACUACAGUGACAGCCCACAGCUUGGAGGAAGGACAUUAUGUCAUUGGCCCCAAGAUUGACAUCCCCCUCCAAUAUCCAGGAAAAUUUAAGCUGCUAGAUCAGGACAGGGAUGUCCGGGAGCCUGUGCAGUACUUCAACAGUGUGGAGGAGGUGGCGAGCAUCUUUCCAGACCGGGUGUUCGUCAUGGAGGCCAUCACCUUCAGCGUAAAGGUUGUGUCAGGCGAGUUCAGUGAAGAUAGCGAAGUAUACAAUUUCACACUGCACGCAGGAGAUGAAUUAACACUCAUGGGCCAGGCAGAGAUUCUGUGCGCAAAAGCGGUGAAAGAAAAGUCGCGUUUGAACACGUUGCUGCGGAAGUUGGGCAAAGCAGGCGUCCCUGGCACUGGCGGUGGGAAUGGCGGUAGCAGUAACAGCGGCAGCGGCAACACUGGGGGUGGCAGCGGCAAACAGUUGAAGGGCAAGAUGCCGUGCUUGAUCUGCAUGAAUCAUCGGACCAAUGAAAGCCUCAGCUUGCCUUUCCAGUGCAAAGGGCGCUUCAGCACUCGCUCACCGCUGGAGCUGCAAAUGCAGGAGGGAGAACAUACAAUUCGCAGUAUCAUCGAGAAGGUGCGACUUCCUGUCAAUGUGAUCGUGCCCAGUCGGCCACCUCGAAACCCCUACGAUCUGCAUGCCAUCCGUGAGGGCCACUGUUACAAGUUGGUGAGCAUCGUCUCCAAGACAGUGGUGUUAUGCUGCAUUCUCCGCAAGGACGAGGUGGCACCCUUCCACUUCCUCUUGCUCACAGACAUGCCCCGUUUUCUGCUGCCGGAGGGGAUGUUGCGUGUAGGCAGAGACCCCCAACUGGAGAAGUUGUUACGAGAAACUGCUGCCCUCUGCCAGGAAUGCUUCGAUCCCAAUGAAUAUUCCAAGGCUGUGCGGGAGGCCAAGCCAGACUUCUCAGAAGAGUGUGCCAGCCCCCGCCAUGUACGCCUCUGCCUGCAGGGCUACAGCCGUGAUGAAUUAGCCCAAUCCUUUCAGCGCCUCUCACUUUGCUUGUAUGCUGCCUCUGAAAGCCGUUGCCAGGACGCGUCUCAAGGACGGAGGGCUCAACCAUUGCUUCUCCCCUCUCACCAAGAGCCCUCUAGCCUUAUUUCUGAUACUUUGGAUUCUGAGCGUGAAUACAUGACACCUGACUGGGUGGAACCCACAUUCCGGACUCAAGAGCUCCCAUAUGAAGAAUUGUGGACUAAUCAAAACCCAGAGAACUAUUCUGAAUCCAGCAGCACUGUUCCCGGACUGGAGAAUACCAGCAAGGGCCAGCGGGAUCUUAUCUCUUUCGGGGGUUCACCUUGCCAUCGAGGCCUGCUGCAGGAAGACCUUAACGCAGAUGCUCCUCCCCCAGUCCCACCCAAAUCUGAAGCGGUGAGAGAGGAAUGUCGUCUCCUUGUUGCUCCCCCUGUGCCACCACGUGGUGGCCACACAUCGGCCACCUCCAGCCCUCCAAUGCCCGUGCGCUUCCCCAAGCUCCAAGCGGCAGUAUCACCCAGUGCCAACCUCUCAUACUACUCAUCUGGACUUCAUGACAUUUCAAGGCCACGAAGCGGUAGCUGCUCCCCAUCUCCGGACUCCUACUCCUUGUACUGCUAUCCCUGCACAUGGAGUGACUGCAAAGUUGGAGAGUCCACUAGUCGGCAGUUGGGCAGCCCUCAAACACAGUUGCCAUCUCAGCCCCCACCUGCUCAGAUGUCUUCCUGGUCUGACCCUUGGCCAUAUAAUGAUCCAGGCUCAAGUGUGGCCACUGGGAGAUCCACUCCUCUGCUGGGGAGCACUGAUGCCAACGCCAUCAAGAGCUACCAUAGCUGCCCUCGCCUGAAGCCUCCCCCGCCACAGAAACGCUUUGCUCCCUUUGGUGCUCUUAACCCCUUUUCCAAUCCAGCAUAUUCUUCCAGCCCAGCUUCCUCUGGCUCCUCAGAUUGGUUGGAAUCUCUUGAUUGGCAGAAGACAACCGCCUCUUCCAUAGACACCUUUGACCUCUUUGAAGGCUCUUCCUCCCCAGAGGGGCACUGUAGUCCUGCACCACCACCUCGCUCAUCAAAACCCUUUGACACGGCUGAAAAUAUUGUCAUUCGGACGUCAGUAGCCCCUUUGUCAUCCACCAUUGUUCAUGGCUCUGAAGGUGGCAUCACCCACCUUUAUCUGGCUCAGGGGGUCAUUGAGGCACCUCCUGCCCGUCUGAAUGGGGAUGGUUCACCCUGGCAGCCUCCUGGUGACUUAUCAGCGCUGUCACUUGAGGAGGUAUCUAGAUCCUUGCGCUUCAUCGGCCUCUCUGAGGAUGUGGUCAGCUUCUUUGCCCGGGAACGCAUCGAUGGUAGCAUCUUUGUACAACUCACCGAGGAGAUCCUAUCUGAGGAUUUUCAUCUUACCAAACUUCAAGUCAAAAAAAUAAUGCAGUUCAUCAAAGGCUGGAGGCCCAAGAUCUAG
This is a messenger RNA of Notechis scutatus (mainland tiger snake), 2637 nucleotides long. RefSeq names its product GRB2 associated regulator of MAPK1 subtype 2 (gene GAREM2). The record is from RefSeq and is a predicted model, not a curated record. Lineage: Eukaryota; Metazoa; Chordata; Lepidosauria; Squamata; Elapidae.